Molecule: messenger RNA, 516 nt
Organism: Rotaria sp. Silwood1
Lineage: Eukaryota; Metazoa; Rotifera; Eurotatoria; Philodinida; Philodinidae
Source: the annotation of a GenBank genome assembly
AUGUUAUUUUCAGAAAUAUUUGAUAAUUUUUUUGUUUCUCUAGGUAUGACUAAUUCGACUGCCUGUCCAAUUAAUCCAUGUUUCAACGGUGGAUCGUGUCAAACAGUAUCAGGUGGUGGUUUUCGAUGUACAUUCGCUAGAGCUAUUUCUGCUGCUUGUCUAAAUAAUCCAUGUUUGAAUGGUGCAGCCUGUCAAAAUGUACCGGGUGGUGGUUUUCGAUGUAUUUGUCGUGCUGGUGGAUCUACUCCUAACGUUUGUGUGAAUAAUCCAUGUUUGAAUGGUGCGACUUGUCAAAAUGUACCUGGUGGUGGUUUUCGAUGUAGUUGUCGUGCAGGCUUCACCGGAAACUAUUGUGAAUUAUCCACUGGUAUAUCUGGUGGGUCUACCUCUACGGCUUGUGUUAAUAAUGCAUGUGCUAAUGGUGCAUCGUGUCAAAAUCUACCGGGUGGUGGUUUUCGAUGUAUAUGUCGUGCAGGGUUCACGGGAGUGUUUUGUACGUUUCCAAUAACAGGUUGA